This is a messenger RNA of Emiliania huxleyi CCMP1516, 777 nucleotides long. RefSeq lists its product as hypothetical. The record is from RefSeq and is a predicted model, not a curated record. The transcript has 2 exons. NCBI's taxonomy places the organism in Eukaryota, Haptophyta, Isochrysidales, Noelaerhabdaceae. Bases 1 to 777 code for a protein of 258 amino acids.
AUGUCGAUGCCGGAGGCGGAGCGGCUCGCGCGCGAGCGGGCGCUGCAGGCCGACCCCCGGCGUGCGAGGAUCUCGGCGCGCACGCGAGGUGGCCGGGCGGCGGCGAGCAGCGAGCCACCCCCUGUGGCACCGCCCGUGGCCGAGCCGCCGCACGCCGGGGAGUUCGCCGCCGAUCCGGAGCGCAAGGAUGACGGCGACUUUGACUCGGCGGAGGGCUCCGACCUCGCAGCCGUCGUCCUCGAGGUGCCGUGCAACAACCUCAAGGAGAACCAGUACGCGGACAUGAAGAAGCGGACCACGGCGGGCGUGCUCGCCACCCUCGCCUCGUGCGGCCUGUUCCUCAGCGUCGACGAGCUUGCGGUCGCCGAGAGCCUCAAGCAGGUGCACCAGUCGGUGCACUCGCUGCUCACCACGCCCGGCGUCGUGCCGCCCAAGGUUCUCGCCUACGACGACGCGUGCCACCUCCACGGGUUUUGGCACAGGCGCAGGCCCUGCAGCCCCUGGCUGUGCUGGCUGCUGAGCACGAUCAAGCUCGUGGUGGACCGCUUUCACUUCCGCAACCACAACGCGGAGUACUGCCGCAGGCACGUCGACCCCCACAAGUGCAAGGAGCUGCGCCCGGACGACAACACCGAGGUGGCCGAGCAGGGCUUCGCCUGGCUCGCGCGUAGCAAGCACGUCUUCCGCACGAUGAAUGAGUCGCGCUUCCUCUUCACGAUCCUGCGGCUGAUGCACAUGCGCAACCGCUACACGGCCGGCAUGCCGUUCCACCCCUAG